GACGUUGGCUGAACAACAUGACGGCGGCACAGGUUAGACCACUUAGUGAAGAAUUACAAAAGGCGGCAAUAGACCUUUUGGGUGAGGUUCCCUCGCGCAUUCCCGACGACUUGGCUCAACUCAAACAAUGGAUUGCCCAGCAGCCACAUUUAAAAGCCAAUACCGAUGAUCAGUUUCUCUUGGCCUUCCUGCGAGGCUGUAAAUAUAGCUUGGAGAAAACGAAAUCAAAAAUUGAUAAAUUCUUUACGUUGAAGAGUAAAUUUCCCGAAAUGUUUAAUGUCACCGAUGUCAAGGAUCCGAGGUUUCGGGAAAUUUUGAAACUGGGCAUGUUCAUGUACCUCCCCGAACCAUUAAAUGGUAACGGUCCCCGCAUUUGCAUUAUGCGCUCCAGCUUGUAUCCCCCGGAAAAGUAUACCAUGGAAGAGGUAAUGGCUGUCUCCCAUGCCAUGCAAGAAAUUGCUCUCCUCGAAGAUGACUAUGCCAAUAUCCAUGGCAUAAUAUUCAUUGGAGAUUUUGGUAAGGCCACCAUGGCUCACAUGUUCCAAUGGACGCCCUCGCUGAUGAAAAAAGCCACCGUGUUCUCCGAAGAAGCUAUUCCCUUGCGUCCCAAAGCAAGUCAUUUUAUUAACACACCCUCUGGAUUCGAACCCAUAUUCAAUAUGGUGAAACCCAUGUUAUCGGCUAAACAACAAAGUCGGUUAUUUGUUCAUGGCAACAAACUGGAUUCAUUGACCAAGGAAAUCCCUUUGAAAUAUUUGCCCAAGGAAUAUGGCGGUGAAAAUAGCUCCGUGGAUGAAAUGAUGCAGGAAUGGGAAAAGAAAAUGGAUCAAUAUGCCGAAUACUUUAAGAAGAAUGCCGAAUAUGGCACCGAUGAGAAAUUGCGUCCCGGCAAGGCCAUCGAUUUCAAUAGCAUGUUUGGUAUUGAAGGCUCUUUCCGUAAAUUAGAUGUGGAUUAAGGUGUUGAUUUAAUAAAGAUAAAUAAUUUGAAAGUAUGAAGUGUGUUUCUUUAUCGGAAAUUACUUCAACAUUUUU
Messenger RNA from Musca domestica (house fly), 1032 nucleotides. RefSeq names its product alpha-tocopherol transfer protein-like. Bases 18 to 956 code for a protein of 312 amino acids. Lineage: Eukaryota; Metazoa; Arthropoda; Insecta; Diptera; Muscidae. The record is from RefSeq and is a predicted model, not a curated record. Gene Ontology annotation, cellular component: membrane. The transcript is spliced from 3 exons. Gene Ontology annotation, molecular function: phosphatidylinositol bisphosphate binding.